Molecule: messenger RNA, 2798 nt
Organism: Anopheles moucheti
Lineage: Eukaryota; Metazoa; Arthropoda; Insecta; Diptera; Culicidae
Gene: orion
Exons: 6
Coding region: 227-2263 (678 amino acids)
Source: RefSeq, a predicted model, not a curated record
UAUUCAGUGAGUUGACAGUGCGGGAUUGCGUACGCGUGUUGUAAACCCCUCUCUUCACGACACGGCACAAAACAACGAGGUCGGGUGUUUUAAAGUGUUCGUAUACCAGUGUGCCUGCGACGCUUGUGUGUGUCCUGUUGUUUCGCCCGGUGGUAGUUAUCCAUAAACAAAAACAUUAUUGCGCGUUAUCACAAUAUCACCCGCAGUGUGACACACAGCCCACAAUAUGGCGAGGGGUUCAUCCCUCUCAGCAGCACUUCUAGCACUGUUGUAUACGUGCAUGGUAGCGUCGUUACUAGCACCGGAAGCGUGUGCCAAAAAGCUGCACGGUGCAAGUGGUAUCGAUGCGUUACGUGAACGUUAUCUGCAACACGAACGACAGGCGUGGACACUCGUCAAUCACAUCGAUGCAGUCGACAACCAGCUGGAACAGGACACGUCCCAACAGCGCGCAACGGUCAUGCGCGAGCUGGUCAACAUCUAUUUGCGCUUUGUUGAAACGGAGCUCGAUGCGGAAGAUUUAGGCGAUUACCGGUUGCUGGAACGUCUGUCCGAAUGGCACCUGCUGGAACAGAACCUCAUGACAGUGAACAAACUGUUCGAGGUGGUGUAUUCGUUCCUGCGCGAGAAAGCGCCGCGAUUCGCGGAGCAGGCAGACCGCGGACCGGAGGAUGCCGAACACGGCACGUCCAGCAAUAGUGCCGGGGACGAUCUCCGUCUGCUCACCAUCGAUCUCGCGGAAACGAUACUCUUCGAUAAACAUCAACCGAUCCCGCAGCAACUUGAAGAGAUCUACAACAUUAUGGUGCGGCAGGCAAUUUACUACCGCGCCAGUAUGAUGGCGAGCAGUGUUACAUGUAGCUAUGGAUUGUCAUCCCAGCAGAUGAUCUACCUGCUGUAUAAAUCAAUCGCAAUGACCGAACUGAAGGGUUACAUCAUGAUGCAGUUCUCCUAUAUGCUGCUGAAGACUCAGGGCAAAGGUAACUUUACCACGGAGUCGAAAGAGCGCCGUAACGAGCUACGUACACGACUCGCCCGUACCCAACAACUGCUACAGAGUGUGAUGCGACAGAUAAGCUCAGAGUACUGGCGUUGCGAUCCGGAACGUGGCUCCCACCGGGAGAACACUACCUACGUGCAGUUCACCCGCCUGCUGCAAGGGUACGUCGAGAACGAGGUAGACAUGAACGCGGAAGAAACAUGCCGAGAAAGUUGCGCCUACUAUCAGUACGGUCACGAGCAGCAUCACUGCUAUAAGGAGCUAUAUUGUUCGAAGCAGCAGAAAUGUGCCGGUCGCAUCUACGACUGCGAGUACAUCGACUCGGACAUGUGGAUCUGUCCGGCAGCACUGGGCAGCCAGCGACGCUACGAAUACAUCGAGUUCGAAAAUGGUGAGGUGCGCGGCCGUAAGCAGCACUGCCCGCGUGGCACUAGCAAGGUCGACUCCUGGUGGCGUUGGCUGUUCUGGCACUGCAGCUACUGCUUCUGUCUUUGCGAUGAUGCCGGUCGCCAUUCCGACCGUUACAUCAGCCUGCGCGAAUCCGUGGCGGACAUCAGCAGAAACCGCGUUGUGACAGGGUUGCGCUUUGUAAAGCGUAGACAGAUGAUGCAUUUAAUUGUGCAGCAAGGUAUGCUGCUGCCUGGAGGUGAAAUCGACAACAGCACGCUCGAAUGGGUAGUGGCAAACCCUUUCAGCCAUACGGACAAAGGCGUGCGUGAUGGACAGGAUUAUCAUACGCUUUCGUACGAUCGACGUGCCGUCGAUCUCGAUGACGUGCACGUGCAUCCCGGUUAUGUGCUGACUGGCGUGCGCUUCCGUAUGCUAGGCGCCCAUCUUAACCUAGAAAUUCGCAUGACCGAGAUGAACUUCACAUCCGGCUCAUUGAUCGAUUCAAACAAAAGCAUCUGGAUCGGAAACGAUGAAACAGUCAGAACGGAAAUUCCAUUACGGUACAUGGAUGUGCCAACGCUAGCGCCAGCCAAAUCAAUACCCACCUCUACCAGCGGUCAGUAUCUGCGACUUGGAGCAUCCGGUGGGCGAGCAGAUGCGGCUCAAACGACCAUCCCGUUCCUGGACGCGCAACCGGUAGUCCCUGUGUUACCGAUACCAUUGGCCGGUGCAGGACUGAUGCACAAAAGCAUCCCAAAGUACGGUGGUUUUAUCGCGCCUAGAGUGUUCACCUACGACUUUGGACCGCACAUUCAGGUGCCUACCGAUGACUGGCUUGCCACGGAAGAGGAAGCACGAAACGUUAACGGUUAGUCGAAACUGUCUCGAAAGUGUUUGAUAAAAGUCACAUACUAAUCUCAUCAAAUCUCGGUUUAGUACCGGGCAUACUGCUUUCGACCGGUAAUAGGUACAGAUAGAUACAUCGAUUGACAAUCGAUGUUCGCUAUAUUGAUUGGAUACUUAUCGAGAACCAAAAUUUGCUGUUCUCCGAUUUCUGUUGAAGUAUAUCAUUAUAAAACUGUAUGUAAUCUCUAAUGAAUAAAGGCGAAGCAAAAUACACAACCCCGCAACGCUAUGCAAUGUGACUUUGACCAAUGCAGGAAAAUAAAGUUCCCAAUACUAACAACUCGUUGUACACAAAAAAAACUUCUAACGUAUGAAAAGUUUUCACACGAAGCUUUCGCGGCCUGAUUUUGCAAUAAUAAAAUAAUCAUUUUCCACUUACCUGUACACGUAGUGGAUGCAUCAUUAACUUCGGUAACAGGUCUGCGGACGGUAGCAUAUCGGUCAAUGACAUCCUCAUGGUCUUCACGCCCUGGCAGAUAAAUGCCGCUAGAUAGCGAUGCAG